Messenger RNA from Toxoplasma gondii ME49, 2536 nucleotides. RefSeq names its product ubiquitin family protein. The coding region runs from base 252 to 1835 and encodes 527 amino acids. The transcript has 7 exons. Gene Ontology annotation, molecular function: protein binding; aspartic-type endopeptidase activity. NCBI's taxonomy places the organism in Eukaryota, Apicomplexa, Conoidasida, Eucoccidiorida, Sarcocystidae. The record is from RefSeq and is a predicted model, not a curated record. Gene Ontology annotation, biological process: proteolysis.
CCGCCCGCCGGCAGCCUCGCAGCUUUUCUGCAUCCUUUCUGGUGUCUUCUCUUUCUCUUCCAUCUCUCUGUUUGUGCUCUUACCUUCUCUCGUGUCUCGUCGUCGUCGGCUCUUCUCCUGGUCCUAACCUUUCUGUCUGUCUCUCUCCCGUUCUUCGGAGGCUGCUGCCAUCGCAGUGUUCGUCCUUCGUCCCCGUGACGCCUUUUCUUUUCCGCGAAGGCCUGAGAAAUUUCGUCGCGGCGUUCUCCAAGAUGCAGAUAUCCAUUGCAGACGACGAUUCGGGCGUCGUCUUUUCUCUGGAAGUCAGCGCGGGGACAACCGUCGACGCGCUGAAGGCGCUCAUCGAAGCGGAGACGCGCAUUCCUCCCAACGAGCAGCAACUCCUCGUGGACAUGCAGCCGAUAAGCAGAGAUGCUGCGACCGUGGGCGCCGCCGGCAUUCCAGACGGGAGUAUGAUUCUCGUUCGACGUCUCCCGGAGGCGCCUGUUCCUGCGCUUGCUGCGUCUCCGCCCAGCGUGGGCUCCACGGACGCGGUCGCGCCUCCUGUCUCUGGAGCGAGCGGACGGAGCCGACAAGCGGGAUCCACAGGUGGACGACGGGGACAACAAAGUCUGCAGUCGCUCUUUGACUUUUCGAACAUUGUGGUGAAGGAUGGAAAAGCCAAGGCGCAGACUCGGCAGCGAGAGACGACGCCGCGGCCGGCGAGGUCGGCAACUCACCAUGCAUCUUCUGCGGAGAGGACGGAGGGCCGGGCAGGCACACCGCCUCUCUCCGACGACGAGUAUCUCAAGCAACAAGCGCAGACGCUCAUCAACGUCUGUGCUGCGCAGGAAGCCACUCUCAGUGUGUUAGCGCUGGAGAAUCCGCCUCUGGGCGAGGUGCUGCGGCAGGCAGUGAAGGAGUCCAGAGAAGGCAGGGGCGAGACAGAAAGCUUCGGCAAACUCGUGGAGCACUUGCGAAAGCAACUCGAAGAAAGAAGAAAGGCAGAGGAGUCGCGACUGCAGCAGCUGAACUCUGCACUGGCCAAUCCGCUGUCGGCGGCGGCCCAGGCAUUCAUGAUGAAGGAGAUUCAUGAGAAGCAAGUGGAGGACAACUACCUGCUCGCGCAAGAGCAUUUGCCCGAAGCCUUUGGCUCCGUGUACAUGUUGUUCAUCGACAUCGAAGUGAACGGGGUGCCGAUCAAGGCCUUCGUCGACAGCGGGGCGCAGAGCACCUUCAUGUCUUACGCAUGCGCGCAGAAGUGCAGUCUGCUGCGUCUGAUGGAUACACGAUACCGUGGCGUCGCUCAGGGCGUCGGAAAGACGGAAAUCGUCGGGAAAAUUCACUUGGCGACGCUCAAGAUCGGCCAGCGCUUCUUCCCCUCCAGCUUCACCGUCCUCCAGGACAACAAAGUCGAGUUCCUCUUCGGCCUCGACCUCCUGCGCAGAUACCAGUGCUGCAUAGACCUGAAGAAAAGCGUUCUGCGCAUCGACAACGAAGAAAUCCCAUUCUUGAGUGAAAAGGAUAUCACCAAGGGCAUGUUCGGCCGCGCCGAUACACCCAACAGUCUCGGUUCCCCCACCGCAACUUCCUCAGGCGAAGACAAGAAAAUGGACGUCGAUUCUUCCUCCUCUUCUUCCUCUUCAUCGUCCUCUUCCGCUUCGCCUGGGCCUCUCCGACAGCAGAGUACAACCAGCCUGGAGCCUCAAGAUGAAGCCAAAGUUCAGCAACUCGUCGAUCUCGGUUUUCUCCGCACAGACGCUGUGGACGCUCUCGCCAUAGCAGGCGGCAAUGUCGAGGCCGCUGCUACUUUCCUCUUUAACCAGCAACAACAUGACCAAGAAAACCUCUCUUGAGUACGCCAGUGUCACUGGAAAUCCUCGUUAUCACACUGUAUCUUUCUGUAUCUCCAGGUGGACGUCUUUACACAACCAUGCACACGUCAAUGUGACAGUGUUCUAUGCGUGCAUCGGUACGAUGCACUCCAUUGAUAACUGGUACCCUCGUGUGUAUGGGACAAAUACAUAUAUACAGAUGUAUAUAUGUCUUAUAUUCAAGGAUAUAUGGAUACAUGUCUAUAUGCGUACACCACCCCGUUGAUGAUGUACUCAGCUUCGGCGUUUCGCGGAAUAGACCCGAUUAUGACAUCUCCUGUUUCCAGGAAACAGGGCAUUUCCAAAGCCCUGAUGCAGAACCUUCUGCUUCAGUAUCGAGAACUCCGAGGAAAUCCCAUUUUUUCAAGCAGAAUGUACAUAUCUGCAUACAUACAUGUAGAGAGCCUUACGCAUGUAGUGAGGUAUCCCCAUGCAUACUCGAGCUGUUUUUAAGAUCGUUUCGAAGCCCGCGUUGAGUGGUGGUCGCGAUUCUGAACGUGGGCCUCUGCAUUUCAAACCAAAAUGUUUUCACAUGAACAGAAACAUAUACUCACACACAUGUGUGCUUGUGUGUGCAUAUGGUCGACGCUCCUUUGUCGUGUGGUCCUGAUUUCCCGAUCACUUUUGCAUCUUUAGCAUAACUCGUCCAGACAGGGAAAAUUGUUAAUCUCAUGUUGCUGUUU